AUGUCUCGUGCGGGUGCAUGCCAAGUUUACGAUCCAGUACUGGGAACCUACGUGCCGCGAGCAUCCUCCACCUCCACCUUCCUCGGCUUAGCGCUGGAGGAGAUCAAAGUCAUGGCCUGCGUCGGAGCCACGGCGGCCGUGUGCUACGGGGCGUGGAGGUACUACAGGUACAAGACCUGCCUGCGCACCUACGGCCGGGACCUGACGGCCUUGGCGGUCACGGCCGGCGAGGCUGACCCGGUGGUCGGCCGCGACGACGAGAUCGACCGCGUCGUCCGCAUCCUCUGCCGCCGGACCAAGAACUGCGCCGCGCUUGUCGGCGCCGCGGGGGUGGGCAAGACGGCCGUCGCCGAGGGCCUCGCGCAGCGCAUCGCCGAGGGGAAGGUGCCCAAGCAGCUCGCCGGCGCGCGCCUGGUGGAGCUCGACCUCGCGGCCAUGGUGGCAGGGACCAGGUGGCGCGGCAUGUUCGAGGAGCGCAUGAAGAACGUGAUCAGCUCCGCCGAGGCGUCCAACGGCAAGAUCAUCCUCUUCAUCGACGAGAUGCACACGCUCGUCGGCGCCGGCGACUACCAGCGCCGAAACGACGCCGCCAACAUGCUAAAGCCGGCGUUGGCCCGUGGCCGCAUCCGUUGCGUCGGCGCCACCACGUUCGACGAGUACCGGAAGCACAUCGAGAAGGACCCCGCCCUGGAGCGGCGAUUCCAGAAGGUGCACGUCGACGAGCCGAGCGAGCAGGCCACCAUUGGCAUCCUCCGUGGUCUAAAGCAGCGCUACGAAGAGCACCAUGGUCUGCAAAUUCAGGAUGCUGCAAUUGUUGCCGCUGCACAGCUCGCUGGCCGCUAUGUCACCGGCCGACAAUUUCCUGACAAGGGAAUUGAUCUCAUUGACGAGGCUUGCACCAGCAGCCUAGAGGGGAGUGAGAUGAUUGUUGGUCCGGAUCACAUUGCACAGGUUGUGAGCCGAUGGACAGGCAUUCCUAUAGCUACACUUGAUCAAGAUGAGAAGGUCAAGUUAGUCCAUUUAGCGCACAGAUUGCAUGAGCGAGUAGUUGGACAAUAUGAGGCUGUCAAUUUGGUUGCAGAUACGGUGUUGUGUUCUAGGGCCGGUCUUGAUCAUCCUGGUCAACCAAUAGGCUCCUUCCUAUUUGUGGGUCUGACUGGUGUUGGAAAGACAGAGCUUGCAAAAGCUCUCGCCGAGCAGCUAUUCGAUGAAGAGAAGAUGUUGAUUCGCUUUGACAUGUCUGAAUAUGUUAGCCCCGGAUCUGUCCUGCGUCUCGUUGGAGCACCACCAAGCUAUUUGGGCUACGAAGAAGGUGGGCAACUAACUGAGAAAGUUAGGAGACGGCCAUACAGUGUUAUCCUUUUUGAUGAGGUGGAAAAGGCGCAUCACUCGGUGUUGAAUGUUUUGCUCCAGCUGCUUGAUGAUGGCGUGGUGACCGAUGGUAAAGGUCGGAAUGUUUGGGAAUACUUCAAGCCGGAACUUCUCAACAGACUAAGUGAGGUCGUGGUUCGGAAAUACUUCAAGCCAGAACUCCUCAACAGACUAAGCGAGAUUGUGAUAUUCGAGCCGCUUUCCCACCACCAGCUGAAGGAAAUCGUGAAUAUCCAGAUGAAGGAGAUCAUUGUUAGAGUGGCCAGCAAGGGUAUAUCUCUAGUUUUGAAGGACGCCGCAUUGGAUGUGAUUUUGUCAGAGUCAUACAACCUAAUGUACGGUGCAAGGCCUAUAAAGAGGUGGGUCGAAAAGAAUAUAAUCACAAUUAUCUGCCAGAUGCUGGUGAACGGGGAAGCCGAUGAAGACUCGAUAAUCACCAUUGAUGCUGCCAUGGACAAGAAGGGGUUGAAGUACCAAGUGGCGAAAAAUGAAACCGCAGCCGACUUGGUUUGA
Triticum aestivum (bread wheat) is the source of this 1884-nucleotide messenger RNA. Its product is annotated as chaperone protein ClpB1-like. Gene Ontology annotation, cellular component: cytoplasm. The coding region runs from base 1 to 1884 and encodes 627 amino acids. The transcript is spliced from 7 exons. The record is from RefSeq and is a predicted model, not a curated record. Gene Ontology annotation, biological process: cellular response to heat. Lineage: Eukaryota; Viridiplantae; Streptophyta; Magnoliopsida; Poales; Poaceae. Gene Ontology annotation, molecular function: ATP hydrolysis activity; ATP binding.